Molecule: messenger RNA, 3686 nt
Organism: Hypanus sabinus (Atlantic stingray)
Lineage: Eukaryota; Metazoa; Chordata; Chondrichthyes; Myliobatiformes; Dasyatidae
Product: nuclear receptor subfamily 2 group F member 1-A-like
Exons: 3
Coding region: 681-1868 (395 amino acids)
Biological process (GO): negative regulation of transcription by RNA polymerase II; anatomical structure development; cell differentiation
Molecular function (GO): nuclear receptor activity; zinc ion binding; RNA polymerase II cis-regulatory region sequence-specific DNA binding
Source: RefSeq, a predicted model, not a curated record
GACCUCGCAUCUCCUCUCUCUCGCCCCUUUGCCUGUCCCAGCCUCUUGCAGCCCUGGGGCUGAGUCGCAGAUGAGGCCACAGUCCCCCACAACUUGUACCUGCGUUCAAUGGUCUCUGCUCAAAAUCAGCUUGCGGAGGAUUCAAGGAAACGAACUUCAAACUUUGUGAGUUCCACUGACGGAUGAGCAAGCUGCACUUUUGUCUGCAGACGUAACUUUCUUCCUGGGCUGAGGAGUGCGGGCUGAGCCACACAGCGAGGAAGGCAUGUGAGGUUGUUUACACAUGACUUGCUCCUGGCCUCCCGGCGCAGUACGUUUGCUCUCCAUCUAAAUCGGACCAGUUCCUGGGGGAGGACAGCAGGAACUGCACUGUCUAAAGGACACCAACAAUGUCUAAACAACUCGCCGUGCAUUCCCAACUUCAGCAUAGCCAGCCUGAAUCCACCGAUACUUGUGCUUUCUGAUUCCUCGCUGGUGUUCCCGGAACUCCAACUGGAUCUCACUUCUGUGAGGACGAUACUGUUCCUUCCCCAGUUCAGUCGCACCAAGACUCCACCAUUCUGCCUCCUGCUAACCGUCUGCAGAGGAGACUGGGCACAAGCAAAGGAGAGACUGACGGCCAGGCAGCAACGAGGGAAGGAGCAGGUGAGAGAGGGGACCGAGAGCAUCGGGCUGGUUAGAUGCCAAGCAGUGCAGAGAUGUCCAGUGCUGCCACUGAGUGGGGAGACUCCCAGGAUGACAACAAACCCUACAGCCACAAUGGCACUGAUGAGUCCCUGGAGAGUCCUGCACCAUCCUCCUCGCAGACUGGGGGCAGUGACCUGGAGCUGGCUGAUCAGGACAGGCAGUGUAUGCAGGUUGACUGUGUGGUGUGUGGGGACAGGGCCAGCGGAAAACAUUACGGCCAGUUUACGUGUGAGGGAUGCAAGAGCUUCUUCAAGAGGAGCAUCCGCCGGAACCUCUCAUACAUCUGCCGCUCGAGCAGGGACUGCCAAAUAGACCAGUUCCAUCGGAACCAGUGCCAGUACUGUAGGCUGAGGAAGUGCUUCAAGGUUGGCAUGAAACGUGAAGCUGUCCAGCGAGGACGGAUUCCUGCAGCUCAGUCCAACCCUGGGGAGCUCUCACUGUCACCCGGAGACCAGCUCAAAGGAAACAACAUCUCAGGCCUCAUCUCCCUGCUGCUGCGAGCUGAGCCCUACCCCACUUCACGCUUCAGUACCCAGUGUACUCAGUACAACCUGCUGAGUAUUGAUAACAUCUGCGAGCUGGCCGCACGCUUGCUCUUCAGUGCCGUCGAGUGGGCUCGCAACAUCCCUUUCUUCCACGAGCUCCAGGUCUCGGAUCAGGUGGCCUUGCUGAGGCUCAGCUGGAGUGAGCUCUUCGUACUGAAUGCUGCCCAAUCCUCACUGCCCCUCCAUAUGGCUCCUCUGCUGGCAGCCGCUGGCCUCCACUCCACACAGAUGUCUGCCGACAGGGUGGUGACCUUCAUGGACCAGAUACGUGCCUUUCAGGAUCAAGUGGAGAAGCUCAAGGUCUUGCAGGUUGACUCUGCUGAGUACAGCUGCCUGAAGGCCAUCGCCCUCUACACUCCAGAUGCCUCAGGUCUCUCUGAACCAGCCCACAUCGAGAGCCUACAGGAGAGGGUUCAGGAAUGUCUGGCUGAGUACGUGCGCUGCCAGUAUCCACCACAGCCUCAACGUUUUGGCAAACUGCUCCUCCGGCUGCCUGCCCUCCGUGCUGUACCAGCUUCCCUCAUUGGACAACUCUUCUUCAUGAGGCUGGUGGGGAAGACGCCCAUCGAGACGCUUAUCAGAGACAUGCUGCUGUCUGGUGGCUCUUUCAAUUGGCCUUAUUUACCCACUCAAUGAAAGGCCAGGAUAGCCACGGGCUCCCACCCACUUCAGCGCCCUCACCGGCAAUGCCACGAACAUUACUGGAAAUGAUUUGUGGGAUUGUUAAGAACCGAAUGGGCUAAAGUAUUUCAAUUAGUGCAGAUAUGUGUUUUUCCUUUGCUUAAAGAGAUUUGAGCUGUAAUUUAAGAACAUCUGGCCAGAUGAUAAUGGCCUGUCCACUCAUCCAAUAAGAGUUGGUGAUGCUGAGAGCUGGGGUAAGGGACCAAUCAACCUGUGCUCCUGUUUGACCCCUGACCCUCCUUCCAUUCCUACCCAUACCCCACCAACAUCCCUCUCCCACCAGUUCAUGUUCGGACCCCAUCCUUCUCCCACUCCUCCCCUAAUCUUGUUCCGACUCCCAACCCUCUCCUAUUCCCUCUCCUACCCCUGUUCUGACACCCAUCCCUCUCCCACUCCUCCCCUACCCGUUCCGACACCCAUCCCUCUCCCACUCCUCCCCUAAUCCUGUUCCAACUCCCAACCCUCUCUAACUUCUUCUCCUACCCCGUUCCAACCUCCAUCCCUCUCCCACUCCCUCCUCUACCCCUGUUCCAAUUCUGACUCACAUCACUCUCCCACUUCCUCCCCUACCUCUGUUCCAACACUCAUCACCUCCCACUUUCUCCCCUACCCCUGUUCCAGUUUCGACUCCCAUCACUUCCCACUCCCUCCCCUACCCCUAUUCCAACUUCCAUUCCUCUCCCACUCCCUUACCUGCCACUUAUGACUCCCAUCCCUCUCCCAUUCCCUCCCGUAACCCUGCUCUAAUUGUGAAUCAUAUCCCUCUCCCAUUCCCUUCCCUACUUCUGUUCCAGUUCUGACUCCCAUACGCUCCCAUUCCCUCCCCUAACCCUGCUCUAAUUGUGACUCAUAUCCCUCUCCCAUUCCCUUCCCUACCCCUAUUCCAGUUCUGACUCCCAUCCACUCCCAUUCCCUCCCCUGACCCUGCUGUAAUUCUGACUCCCAUCCGCUCCCAUUCCCUCCCCUACCCCUAUUCCAGUUCCGAUGCCUGUCUCUGCCCACUCCUGUGUGUUGAACUGGUUACCUGAACCUAGUGGGUAGAAAAUGGUUCUGUGGAUCCAGCACAUGUGAAUACCCAGCAGAAACUACUUGGCUGAUUCAGCAGUUCUCACAUGAUGAAUGAUGAGAGAGUGUGUGGCUUGAGGUCAGUGAAACCCAGGAAUACCUCGUAGCCUUGGAGAGAGAGAUAAAAAUCCAAAGGGAAAACUAGGGGAAACUUCAAUUGGAUUUAAGAAUUAAUAAAGGAUAAAACCCACCUUCUUCUGCGUCCACCGCCAGUUGUGCUGAAAUGGCCAACUUUAUGUUUAACUAGGACCAUUCCCUGCAGUUGGGUGGAGAUGGGGCCACCACAUCAAUCAUGCACAAGCUGUCCACCACUGUACAGCUCUGAUUUGGGAUGUUGUACCUUCUCCAAUGUUGUUACGCUGGGAAGUCUGAGCAAUCUUGAAAAGCACUUCACAAUCUCCCAAGAACAUGAUGUUACCACACAUAGGGUGAUCAGAAGAGCCAACAGGGCUCUCAGGGUGUAAUGAAAAUGAAGCAAGGAAAGAGGGAAGAAUAAUUGAAGAGGCAGCAUGAGCUCAUUCUGCUGGGACAAAUGCUUCCUUUGACAUUACCACUUUUACAGUGCUGGACUCUUCCUUAGCUCAGCACUGCAAGGCAAGAGUCACAUAAUCUGGUCUAGAUGUUGUCUAGUAAUACUACAUUCCUGCCGAUUGGAUCUUUGUGAUGUAUCUUUUAAUUGUGCAUUCUUGCUUGUGGUGUAGCUCUUGA